AUGCCAAUUCUGAAACACCGAGGCCUUGCAGAUCUUACAGCUGCUCCUCGACCACAAGACCUACGGUCAGCAGAGUCAAAUUCUUGUCAAAGGGUUCCUUUUCUUUCUCCGGCAGCAUGCCGCUUUUGGGAACGCCACGUGCGUUUGACAGAAGACGUGACAGGUGCUGCGGCCUUUGCUUGCAGCAGCGCGGUGUGGGAGACUUCCCUGGCUUUGUUGGCUGGUGUCAUGGUGCGACGGAUGGAAGUGGGUAUUGAGAUGAGAAAUGCAGCCUUCAUGGGUUGUGCUGCCUUGGCCAUGUGGCAGCAUGCCAUCGCUGGCCUUUCAGAGCCCAGUGUGGUGAGCUUCAACCUCCUGCUCAAUGCGUGUGAGGGGGCAGCGCAGUGGAAGCUGGCCAUUGAGAUCAUGUGCAUGAUGUCACUGACCCGGCUCAGACCGAGCGCCGCAAGUCAUCGAGCUCUUUGUGAAAGCUGCCGUGGCCAUUGGCAGCAUGCUUUGACCACACAUCAUGCGCCGGUGUGGGCGCACGAGAAAGGUGGACAGCACCGCGUCGUGGCACAGAUGCUGGAAGACAUUCAGGAGGAUGCGGUGAAUUGGCAAGAACGAACGGCAUUGAUUCUGAACUUCAUCGAAUUUCGAUCUUUCGUCCAUUUCAUGUCACCCGUUGGACCGGGCGACGCAAACGCGGCCAGUAGCUUCUGGGUUCAAAUCAGAAGCGACGCGCAGAUCGCUAUCGCUGGGGAAGAGGCUUCGAGGCUUCGUUGGAUGAGCUUUUUGCACGUCUCCUCGGCGCUGACGGGUGAGUUGAUUCUUCGAAGUCCUCUACCCGAGGACGCGGAUUGGCAGUAUAUCAAGGAAGAAAUCCGUGCGGCCACGGGCGUGGCGCACUUCUGUCAGCAACUCCUCUUCCAGGAGCAGAUCUUAGAUGGAAGCACCUGGCUUCGCUUGGGUCGCCCCACUCAGCUCCAGGUGGCCUUCCAAUCCCCCAGCGACCAGGCUUCGCAGCUGCUCCGGGCGGCCUCCGCGGGCGCCGCCGCGGACGUGGCGGCGCUGCUGCGGAGGUUCCAAGAUCCCAACGCGGCCGAUGAGUCCGGCGACACGACGCUGGUGAAGGCCAGUGAAGGAGGACAUGUGGAAGUCGUGCAGCUCCUUUUAGAUGCCGCUGCCCUGCCGGGCAGCGCUCCCAGUGGCGCUGUGCCACUGUUGCUGGCCGCAUCUCAAGGUCACCGUGAAGUGGUGCAGUGCCUGUUGUGGGCAGAGGCGGAUCCUGAGGCGCGAGAUGAUGUGGGAAGCACUGGUCUUUGCUUAGCCGCGGAGGGUGGCUUCGUGGAGGUGGCCCGGACUUUACUGGUGAGAGCUGAUGUGGAUGGGACGAAUCGGAAUGGGGAACGUCCCCUGAUGAUCGCAGCGCAGCGGGGAUUUUUUACCUUUAUGAACUUGAUGCUUCGAGCGGGCGCCGACAAAGAUGCGGUGAACUUGGAAGGUCAAACGGCUCUCAUGGCGGCUUGUGCACGUGGAGAUGUGAGGGGCGUGCGUUGCCUCUUGGACGCAUGCGCGCAGAUCAAUAAGGUGAACAAAGCCAAGCGCACGGGGCUGUACUUGGCUGCCGCGGCGGGCCAUCUGGAAGCUCUGAGGCUCUUACUUGAAAGACGCGCCGACCCGGACCUGCAGGACCAACAUGGCUGUACUCCUUUGUUCCUGUCAGCUCAGAUUGGUCAUUCGGGCGCCGUGCGAUCCUUGCUCGAAGCCAGGGCCAAUACAGAGUUCAAGAGCGAUGUAGGGCGAAGUGCCCUGACGACAGCCUCACAGUGUGGACAUGUCGCUGUAGUUCAUGAACUCCUCGAAGCACGGGCAGCCAUAGAGACCUUGGCCCUGCGCUAUGCGGUGACCCACGGCCACGAAGAGAUUGUGCAGUGCUUACUCCACGAGCUGCAGGCGCAAGGCGAUCUGAAGGCAGGUCUUCGCGAAGAGCUGGUGGCGCUGGCGGUGAAACUCCACCAGUCCCAGAUCGGAUUGUUACUUAUGGGUCCUGUAGAAACAGAAGAAGUUGGCACUCCGGAAAGCUCAGCCUGA
Molecule: messenger RNA, 2073 nt
Organism: Durusdinium trenchii
Lineage: Eukaryota; Dinophyceae; Suessiales; Symbiodiniaceae
Source: the annotation of a GenBank genome assembly